AUGUCACUGAACGCCUGGGACUGGGAGGAUGAGGACACGAUGAGCAUGGGGCUCGUGUCCUCCAUGGGCAGCUUUUGCCCGUCCGUGAGCGAGUGUGAUGUGGAGGACUACCUGAAGGUCCGGGCCCAGGCCCAGGAGUCAGAUUCUGACCAGCAUUACAGCAGCAUCGAGUCCUCAGACGGGGCCACCAGCACAUUCAUCUCCGACAUGCCUCAGGUGGUCCCCUGCAAAUUCAUCAUCUCACUGGCCUUCCCAGCGAAUGUCGGUCAUAAAGGAAAGUUUAUAAAUUUGGUCGAAAAAUAUAGGAAACACCUUAAAAUGGACAAACCUGUUGGAAAGGGCCACCAUUUUUACCACCUUGAGUAUUUCCUUCUGCCUGAUGAUAAAGAGCCUAAGAAAGUCGACCUGGUGGUGCUUCCAACAAUCGUCAAAGUGUUCCUGGAUUCGGGACUAAAGACGGUGAAGCCAUGGCAUGAAGGGGACAAAGUCUGGGUGUCAUGGAGCCAAGUUUUUAACAUCAACAUGACGAAAGAAUUACUCAAGAAAUUAAAUUUUUACAAAAUAACCUUGAGGCUCUGGGACACUGCAGACAAGGUUUCGAAAAAAGUCAGGCAUCAUCGAUUAAAAGCUGACGGGCAUUCAGAAGAUGCAGAAUCGUUGGGUAAGUCAGAGGAAGUGAAACAUCUGGUUUUAAAUCAGAGAAGGUUGUCUGAACAAAGCGUUCACACCCAAGAGGACUGGAACCAGCAGGAUAGCUCAGGAAAACCAGAAAAAGCAGAGAAACCCUUGAAGUCCCUGCAUGGGUCUCACUCAGCAGAGCUGGAAACUUCUUCCAGGAGUACCAAGGAAGAUGAAAAGCUCCUCAGAACGGAAGACCCUGCCACAAUUGGAGUAGCAGUUAAAUGGAAAGAAUCAGACAGGGAAAAGAAAAACCAUAGAAGAAGGAAGAAAUAUUCGGCAGAAGAGGACACAGAAGACCACCGAAGGCGGGGCCGAGGCUUCUCCAUCCAGCUGGCGGUGAUGCCGCUCCUCGCAGGAUGCCAGACUGUUGUGAGUCGAAGCAGCGAAAGGUCUGCCAACAUUCUAGAUUGUAUUUUGACUUUAAAACCAGAAGGUCCUAUCAUGACAGAGGAGCAAAAGCAGGACUUAAACCCCCUGAUCAUAAAGAUCAAAAAAGCUUCCUGCCUCCCAUCGCAACCCGUGCCCUUCCAUGAACUAGAGAGGCUCUGCACCCCCGUGUACUGCAGGUACCAGUUUCACAAGACUCCGGUUCACCAGACUGAGGGGCAGCCUCAUGGAAGCCAUGUCUCCUUCCAGGACAUCAAUGUCAUCUUCCUUGGGGCAAUGCAUCCCAAUGACCUGAGGGAAUACCUGGAGGGCCCUCCUAUGGUGGUAGAAGUUCAUGACCGGGACCGAAAGUCAGAGGAGUAUUCCCGGAAGCCCACUCUGUUUGGGGAGGACCCUCUGGAUUCAUACAUUAACUUUCAGGCUCUCAUCUCUCCCAAAGAGACAAAGAACAAUCCCUUUGAAUCCCAAAACAAGAUGUGGGACCCUUACGGAGUCGCCCAGGUCAGCUUUGCUGACCUCCUCCUCGGCCACAAGUACUUGAACUUGGCUGUCCCCAUCCACAGCUGUGAGCCCAAGCACAUACACCAGGGCCAGGACAGCAGAAGCAGGAAGGUCAUGGGGUUUAGUGUCCCUACAGAUGCCCUCCAUCACGGCCCAAUGCCCAUGGGCAACUACCUAGAGGCCAACUCCCUGCUCAAGCUGCGAGUGGACAUCACGGUGCCCCUCCGGGCCGUGGCAGAAGCUGCCAAUCCAGACCUCGCAGGCACCCAGUUUGGCCGCAUCAUUUUCGUAUUUGACUCCAGGAAGGCCUUCCUCCUGUACAGCCUGCUGCAGGACAUCACCCUGAUCAAUGCCAAAGCCCUCGAUCUGGACUCCUGCCCUAUGUUGAGCAUCCAGCAGAUCCUGUCAGCCUUCAAGGUGCGGGCGAAGAUCCAGGAGAGGCAGGACCUGGAUGUGCUCACCGGCUUCCAUCUGCUGGAUGGGAAAGUCCACCUCCUCAUUGUGGAAGGCGUGGCUGACCAAGGCUUGAAGCGGCUGUGGGAGAGCCACCAAAGCCGAAUUACCAAAUCGGAGCACGGGAAACACAAGGUGCUCUACAACUCGCAGCUGCUGUUUCAGCACCGCCUCUACGCAGACCUGGAGACCAUCCUGUACCACGUGCACCUCUUCAAGCCAGUGCCGCAGCUCAUGAAGCACCUGGCGCUCUACCUCCGCAACACCAUGAUGCAGAAGGCCUUCCAGGCCCUGACCAGGAUCUUCUACAUCUGCCAUUACAGCGCCAGCCUCAGGGAGGUGGUCACGAGAGACCUGCUGCCUUCCUCUGCCAUGAUCAAACACUUGAGCCACGAGUUUGGGUUGCCCUUUUCACCAGAAGAACUCACAGACAGAACAUUUAUGGCCGUCCCACAUCAUCCCGCCCCCAAUCUUGAGGACUUUCGAAGCCGGCAUUCCACCCUCACUUAUGAAAUCCUUGCCCACCAGGAGAAGUACCUGCAGUGGCGGAACACUGUGCUGUUGAAGAAUAAAGGCCAGAAGCGCAGUCUGAUCCAGAAAAAUAUCAUGGAAGUCUCCCAGGUUGGCAAGAAGACGCCAGAGUCUGCAGUGAAGGUGAUUAGAAGUUCAGUCCCUAUGAAAGAUGCCGUCUAUAACUACAGUAUUCAGACUCUGAAUUCCACAGAGUUUGCCAAGAGGGAGCUGUAUCGCCAGAUGGCCAAGGAACCGGGCAGAAGAUUCACAUACUCACAGAAUUACCUCUCAGCCAUGGUGGAGCCCCAGGAUUCCCAGGAAGAGGGAAAAAAAGCCAAGAAGAAAUCCCACCAGGCCUGGCUCACAGCCGAUGGAUUCCAAGUGGCAGGUCUUCACAAGAGCACCGAAAGUGACCACCUCAAGCUGCUGCCCAUUGGCGCCACCACAGAGCCGACUGAGGAGUGGAGGGAAAAUGCACUGUUUGCCAAUGUGCUGCAGCCUGUGCUGGAUCGAGACAGGUGGAGCUGGGACCGGCGCCAUCAGGACUUUGAUCUGUACAAGAAGCCACCGCCUUUCUUCAAGCUGCCCCCAGCUCUGUCACUGAACCCCGUAACAGUUUAUGGCUUCUACUCGGAAGGAAAAGAGUGA
Molecule: messenger RNA, 3183 nt
Organism: Pteronotus mesoamericanus
Lineage: Eukaryota; Metazoa; Chordata; Mammalia; Chiroptera; Mormoopidae
Gene: CFAP92
Product: cilia and flagella associated protein 92 (putative)
Exons: 15
Coding region: 1-3183 (1060 amino acids)
Source: RefSeq, a predicted model, not a curated record